This is a messenger RNA of Ruditapes philippinarum (Manila clam), 2277 nucleotides long. RefSeq names its product potassium voltage-gated channel protein Shaw-like. The coding region runs from base 627 to 1916 and encodes 429 amino acids. NCBI's taxonomy places the organism in Eukaryota, Metazoa, Mollusca, Bivalvia, Venerida, Veneridae. Gene Ontology annotation, molecular function: protein binding; voltage-gated potassium channel activity. The transcript is spliced from 2 exons. Gene Ontology annotation, biological process: protein homooligomerization; potassium ion transmembrane transport. The record is from RefSeq and is a predicted model, not a curated record. Gene Ontology annotation, cellular component: voltage-gated potassium channel complex; membrane.
AUAAUUGAACAUGUAACACACAAAUAUAACUAUAUGACAUUUAAUGCUUGCUUUCAAUGGAGUGGUUAGAAUUAUAUUCGGAAUAUUAAUUCAUUUUUCCUAACCUUUGUGAAAAACCGACGACAAAUUGAGUAAUACAAUAUCCAACACAUUUGUGUUUUAACAUUUAUAGUUUUAUAUUAUAUGACAUGUUAAAAUAUUUCAAGAUGAGUUUAUACAUGCUUGAAUCAUACUUGAAUCAAUUUUACGUAAUUGAAAUAUUGAAUAUUUAGGAGAGAUAGAAAUAUUAUCACAAAGUAACGUAGUAUCACUCUUCAAAUAUACUUUUCAGUCAAAAAUAAGAAAAUGCCUAAUAUGAAAAGCUGUGACACUAAAUGUACUUAAAUUUUUUUGCAUUUAAACUUAAUAUACUUUUUGAAUCAGAAUUAAUGUGAGUAAUUGAUUUUUUGAUUUCAUUCGAUAUUUCUAUAAGUGAAGUGAUAACAGAUUGUUAUUCAAUAUGUGUACAUAAAAGCACAAACUUAGAGUAGGAUGGACAAAUUUUGAAAAGGAUACGUGAACUAAAAAUAUACAUCAUUCGUGUAUUCUAACAUUUCAGUUGAAAGAACUCCUUUUUGAGUAUAAUUAUGGAAAAGUUGUGCAAUAUGGACAGAACAAAUAACCUGCGAAUCAAUGUAGGUGGAACUAUUUUCGUUUGUCAUUCACAUAUUUUUAAAUCGUUUCCCGAAUCGUUUCUUGCAAAUCUUGAAAAACAGGAGCCAAACUAUAAAAAUGAUGAAUACUUUUUUGACAGAAAUCCACAUAUAUUUGCGUACAUUCUCGAUGGUUUUAGAAAAGGUUCAAUACAUCUGCCAAAAGAUGUCUGUGGAACUACUUUUAAAGCGGAGAUGGAAUACUGGGAAGUGUCAAAAGAACACGUAGCUCCGUGUUGUUGGGAAGCGUUAUACAAAAGUGACGAGGAUAUUUUGACCAUGCAGAAACUCAUCAAUGAUUGUGAGAAAAACUCCAGCUUCCUAAUGAUGCAGCAAAAAGAUCAAAGCAUAAGAAACAGAUUAUGGUUGUUUCUUGAUGAGCCGAGAUCCUCGAAAUAUGCUAUGGCAUGGGCUGCGUUUGUGUCUGUGUUGAUUGUUGUGUCAACAUUAACAGAAGCGAUGACGUCAGUGCCAAUAUUCCAUGUAAAUUAUACCGAGUCUGAACAGAAAAUUAUUAAAAAGGCAAGUGAAUUCUUGAACUGGGAUGAAUCUUCGUAUGAAAAAAUGAUGACUAUGAAACCACAACCAUAUCUGAAACUAGCAGAUAUUGUUUGUCAUAGCAUUAUAACUCUGGAAUUCAUUAUAACCCUUGUUGUGUGUCACAAUAAAAUGACUUAUGUGUUUGAUUUCUCACGCAUAUGUUUAAUAAUUGGAUAUUUUUCAUUUUGGUUGAAAUUAAUACUUCAGCUUGAAGAAAUAAGUUUGAAAUCAGACAUAGCUAUAAAAAUGAUAACAGUGUUUGCUUAUUUGACAGUUCUUAAGUUGGCGCGUUUGUUUUAUCUAGCAAAGCAUAUUCCAGCAUUUUAUGUCAUAAGGUUGACAAUGUCCUCCUCAAAGACAGAACUGAAAAUCCUUAUGGCCAUACUUGCUAUUUUAAUAUGUGUUUUUGGGACCUUGAUCUAUUAUGCAGAAUAUCCAAAUUCAAAAAUAUCAAACGUAUUCAUUGGUAUGUACUGGGCUUUGAUCACUGUUACCACAGUUGGAUAUGGUGAUUACACUCCUCAAUCAGUCGCAGGUCACGUGAUUGCCGGAGCAUGCGCAUCAUGUGGCGUAUUGAUUCUUGCUUUGCCUAUUGGAGUAAUUGCUUCGUCUUUCUAUACGUUUUAUAAUUGCAACAAAUAUGGCACGAAACACUACGACCACAUUAAAGUUCGUCAUAAUUGAAAAGCCAAGUUUAUUUCACAGUUAUUAAAAUUUUUUACGUAUAUUAUAGAAUUAUUAAAACUAAAUCUCCCUUAAAGACAUAGAGCUAAAAGCUCUCAUUUACUUCAUCAAAGUGUAUAUUUUUGUAUAAGUGUUCAUAAUUGGUUUUAAGUUUAAGUGUACGAGUAUAUUUGAGUGUCAUCAUCCAAUAGAAUAAGCGUUAUCUACUACACGUAGUAAACGUUUUCAAUCAUUUUUUCUUUACAAUAUUAUGAUAUCAAAAACAUCGUAAUGUUAAAAAAAUAUCAACAAAAUUUCUUAUGAUUAUUUGAUAAGUUUCCUAUGAUAUAUUUGAUAAGAGCGACAGUCCUAUAUACUUUAU